This is a messenger RNA of Drosophila rhopaloa, 471 nucleotides long. Its product is annotated as sarcocystatin-A-like. Gene Ontology annotation, molecular function: cysteine-type endopeptidase inhibitor activity. The record is from RefSeq and is a predicted model, not a curated record. Lineage: Eukaryota; Metazoa; Arthropoda; Insecta; Diptera; Drosophilidae. The coding region runs from base 7 to 393 and encodes 128 amino acids. The transcript has 2 exons.
AUCGAAAUGUUCGUCGCCAAGAUUCUGCUCCUCUGCACUGCCUGUGUCCUGGUCAGUGCCGCGCCCCAAAGAUUUCGAGAUUUUGGACCUUUUGGAGCUCCCAGGGCGUUUGAGGAGGAUGAUCUGGCCAAGGCCCAGGAAGUCCUGCAGGCAUCCCUGACGAAACUGGAUGCUGGCGAAGGACCCCACUAUCGCAUCUCCCAGAUCCUGUCGGCAAGGGCUCCAUUGGCUUCCGGGACCCUAAACACUUACUCCGUGGAACUGAUUGACAGCUUUGGAGCUACUAAGGUGUGCGAUGUGCUCAUUUGGUCCCGACCCUGGAUGCCCAACGGUAUCCGGGUGACAUUCGAAUGCCCCAAUGAACCAAAAGUGGUUAGGAAUCACAGUGCAUAAACAAAUAUUUUUGUAUUUCGUUUAAAAAUCAUUUGCACCUCGAUUGCUUGUGUGCUUUGUAUAAUUUUUAAUAAAACC